Fusarium venenatum is the source of this 1683-nucleotide messenger RNA. RefSeq lists its product as uncharacterized. NCBI's taxonomy places the organism in Eukaryota, Fungi, Ascomycota, Sordariomycetes, Hypocreales, Nectriaceae. Gene Ontology annotation, molecular function: FAD binding; oxidoreductase activity. The record is from RefSeq and is a predicted model, not a curated record.
AUGAAGUCACUUCUUUCGCUGGCAAUCUUGCCACUAGCAUUAAUUGCCCGUACUAGUGCCGCCUCCAAUUGUCGAUGCAUGCCAAGCGACGCCUGCUGGCCCUCGAAUAACGCUUGGGCUUCCUUCAACAAGACCGUUGAUGGUACCCUCAUCAAGACCGUGCCCAUUGGAACACCAUGUCACGAUCCCACAUACGACGCUGAUGCUUGCGCAGCCUUGCAGGACGCUUGGUCAUUGCCACAGACUCACAUCGAGUCAUCGUCCUCGGUAAUGCAACAAUUCUUUGCCAAUCAGAGCUGCGAUCCAUUCUUGGCACAGAGCCGUCCUUGUCUUAUUGGAAAUUAUCCCAGCUACGCUGUCAAGGUCUCCAACGCGCGGCAAGUCGCGGCUGCUGUCCGCUUUGCCAACGACAACAACAUCCGUUUGGUCGUUCGUAACACAGCACACGACUACUUUGGCCGCUCUACAGGUGCAGCCUCACUUGCUAUCUGGACGCACCAUCUCAAGACCAAGGAAGUCAUCCAAUGGUCCGACAAGCUCUACUCCGGCCCUGCGUUUAAACUGGGCGCAGGUAUCCAAGGCGCCGAAGCUGUCGAGUUUGCUAACUCCAAGGGUCUCACAGGUGUUCCUGGCGAGUGUCCUACUGUUGGUCUGGCUGGCUUCACCCUCGGCGGCGGACAUUCUCCACUGAGCACCAGCUUCGGUCUUGGCGCCGAUAACACCUUGGAGUUCGAAGUCGUCACUGCCGCAGGCCGUAUCAUUCGUGCCUCUGCCAAGGAGAACAGUGAUCUAUACUGGGCUCUGAGCGGUGGCGGCGCUGGAAAUUUUGCCGUCGUGACAUCCAUGACUGUUCGCGCUCACAAGACAACCACCAUCGGUGGUGCUACUUUGACUCUGGGCGCAGGUACAGAUAAGGAUGUGUACUAUGCUGCUCUAGCCAAGUUCCAUGAGCUUCUGCCUGCCAUGAUCGAUCAUGGUCCUACCGUCGUUUACCUAGUGACUGCUGCUGGUCUUUCCAUCAAGCCUGUUACUCUUGCCAACUCGACGGGUGACUAUGUUCGUGACAAGGUUCUUGCUCCUUUCACAGACUACCUUACCAAGAAUGGUCUGAAGCACACUGUAUCUUAUACCACAUUGGGUUUCCGAGACCAUUAUGACCUCUACAACGGGCCUCUUCCCAAUGGUCACAUCGACUCGUCUCAAUUCCAGUACGGUGGUCGCCUGAUUCCUCGAUCUGUUCUUGAGAACGACAAUGCCGCUUUCGGCAAGGUCAUUCGCAGCCUUUUGUCCAGCGGUCUCGUCAUGGCUGGUAGCAGCGGCACCUUCAAGGCACCUCUGGGUGUAUCAAAUGCUGUUCUCCCUGCAUGGCGCAAGGCCAUCAUGUCCAUGCAAAUGGGCACUCUCUGGGACUCUACUCGUUGGGAGGACAUGCUUGCGGACCAGAAGAAGAUCACCGAGGUUUACAUGCCUCAGAUUAUCGCCGUGACUCCCGGUAGUGGAACGUACAUGAACGAGGCCGACUUCAACCAGCCCGACUGGCAAGAGACCUUUUAUGGCACCAACUGGGAUCGUCUUAUGACUAUCAAGAAGAAGUGGGACCCCAAGUCGUUGUUCUACAACUGGCGAGGUGUUAACAGUGAGGUUUGGAAUGUCGCAAAGGAUGGCCGUAUGUGCAGGGUCUGA